UUACGAAAAAACCGUAUCCAUGGAGCUGAAAUACACCGAAGGCCCAGAUAUACGGUAACGGUAACACGUAACACUAAGCAGAGGGAAAAGGGAGAAAGUCGACACGUAGUUUCGGUGGUUUCUUUCCAUCGUCAAGGCGUGCCGUGAUUUCGCUAUGGAAUUUCUACUCAUAUGCACGGAGGAAGAAUAGGAAGCUGAAGAAGAGGAUGGUGCUCGGUUUCAGCAUUCAAGCCGUAUUGGAUUUGGUCGUCGCCGGGAUUUCUCUCGUCAUCGGUUUGGGAAUUUUCGCCCUUAUUGCUUCCAUUCUUUGCUCUGCCGCUUUCCUGCAGAGUGCCAAGGAUGUCUCCUAAUCCGCUGUCCGAUCGGAGGUACACUCUUCUGAUCUUCUCAAUUUUCAUCUUAAGCUCGAAUCGUAACCGUGUCCGAUUUGGUUCAUCGUCUGUUUGAUCUGAAUCUUGGACCCUAGCUUUAAUUCGACCUGUACUUUAGCCUGUCUGUUGUUUAAUUAGUAAAAAAAA
Momordica charantia (bitter melon) is the source of this 518-nucleotide messenger RNA. NCBI's taxonomy places the organism in Eukaryota, Viridiplantae, Streptophyta, Magnoliopsida, Cucurbitales, Cucurbitaceae. The record is from RefSeq and is a predicted model, not a curated record.